AUGUAUCCUGCUCGGAUUCUCCACGCUUAUGUAACCUACGAAGAGGCCCGCAAACACAUUUCAGCAGCGGAAGAUAAGUCGGACCUUUCGUCCCCAGAGUCAGAAGAUGUGAAUCGAGGUCACGCGAAAAGAAGCCGUAUUCGUCAAGAAUUAAACAGAGAUUCUUCAGAUGAUGCAGGCUCCGAAGAUGAAGUUAAGAAGUCUGCCCUUCCAGCCCUACCAAAGUUCAAUAAUUCUUUUCCGCAAGUUCCACCCCCGCCGUCUAAUCAAAUUUUGUCCGCCCCAGAAUCAGAUAUUUCUGUGGAGUUACAUAAUACUGGUUUGGAUGCCGACGGCAACCAAACCUUUCAGCUCGUCGAAACAAGUUUAUUUCAAGAACAAAUUGAAUAUUCUGGUGCAGUAGCUUCAUCCUCGACCGGGCAGCAGAAAUCUGCAACUAUUACGCGCCCUGGGGUUCUUGGUCAAAUUAUCCAAAGCGAACCUACGAAUUAUUCAUCAACUUUGUUGCACGUGAAGGACUUAAUUCGUGAAGUAUCAAUGAUCAAACAUACCGUCAACAACAUUGAGCGAAAAUUGGAUAAUUUAAUUUCUUCUGGGAUUAAUCAACAUUCAACGGAUGACGAACAGCAGCCAAUUUUACGGCAACCGUUUGAAUCACUUGAGGAAUUUAAAGAAUUCGACGCAGCUUUAUGCAAUGACGAUAAAAGCUCAUUAAAGCGAUAUUUCACGAAAUGUGGCGGGGCGGAUUGUGGGGAUGGAAUAAGAAGGAUGCUGAAGAAAAUAAUGAUUGACGAUGUGGCUAAAUUGAUUAGUAUGAAAGGCCAAAAGGGGAAUUUUAAUUUUUCAAGCACCUCCACGUGCCCAGUCCUGAUUGGCGCUGCCCUUGCUUCAAAGCAAUUUUCGACGACGGAGGCAGAAGCUGAAAAGGCAAUUUCAUCCUGGUUUCAACAUGCCACUGACCGACUUAAGAAGAAUGAAGCCUCAAAAAAGCCUAAGCACUAA
Molecule: messenger RNA, 1002 nt
Organism: Folsomia candida
Lineage: Eukaryota; Metazoa; Arthropoda; Collembola; Entomobryomorpha; Isotomidae
Exons: 8
Coding region: 1-1002 (333 amino acids)
Source: RefSeq, a predicted model, not a curated record